UCGUGCGUGCGUAUGGGUGUUCUGUUCGGCUUUCGAUUGUGAAUUUUGAACGGCGAUUUGUGGUUACACACUUAAUAAUAAGCAUUCUGUACAACGAAAAAAUAUAUAUUUUACAUAAGAGAACCUUUUUAUAUCAAAGUAUUUUCAAAGAGAAUUCGGUGGUACAUCAAAGUUUGCGCAUAAAAUAUGAGAUACAGUGCCCUAUAGUGAAGCGUCCAUUUCCAGCAUUGCCAGGUGAAAGUGGAGUGUAUAGACUAUUUCAUGGGUUUAGUAUUUUUUAUUCUGCAUAUUAGUAUACACAACCGUAUAGUAUUUUUACACCCUUUCGUAUAGUAACAUACAGUUUCCACAAACGAUCGCAGUAAAUGUUUGUACAUAUGUACAUAUACAUAACAUAUCAAUAGAUCAACUUAUACGGGCAGAAUUAAUAGUUAUCUCUGACUCCAAAUCUAAUCCUGCCAUUGCUAGCUAGAAUCUAUCAGGAGAGAUAAUUACAAUUUUAAGGAGAUGUGUAAAUUUGGCUUCGCGGAAAGAAUGCAACCUUAACUCGUUGCUGUCUACAAUACAAAUUUUAUUUAUAUUGUUGAUAUUAUUAAAUUUCUGACCAUAUUAUGGAAUGUUCAGAGAUUGUGGGCCCAACUAUUUCUUUGGGCGUACGAGAAUCUACAUCUGAGGAUCAGAAAACAGAACAUGUCCUUCAAGCUGAAGAUCAUAACUGUGCUACUCGACUUUCUAUUGAUUUGGAGGACAAUGUUGACCACCACGUGGCCAACAACUUUUCUGGGUUUCGCUGGAAGCGGGUUCUUAACCCAACAGGCCCACAGCCGCGACCUAGACAUGGACAUCGCGCGAUAAAUAUCAAAGAGCUUAUGGUCGUAUUCGGCGGCGGGAACGAAGGAAUUGUUGACGAGUUGCACGUAUAUAACACUGUUACAAAUCAAUGGUACGUGCCCGUGCUAAAAGGAGAUGUACCAAACGGAUGCGCUGCUUAUGGAUUUGUUGUGGAGGGUACUCGCAUGUUUGUCUUCGGUGGAAUGAUCGAGUACGGAAAAUAUUCAAAUGAGCUCUAUGAACUACAGGCCACUAAAUGGGAAUGGAGGAAAAUGUAUCCUGAGUCACCGGAUAGUGGGUUGUCACCAUGUCCUCGAUUGGGACACAGUUUUACCAUGGUUGGUGAAAAAAUAUUUUUGUUUGGAGGACUAGCAAAUGAAUCAGAUGACCCUAAAAAUAAUAUUCCAAAAUACUUAAAUGAUUUGUAUAUAUUGGAUACUCGAGGAGUUCACAGUCAUAACGGAAAAUGGAUAGUACCUAAAACCUAUGGCGACAGUCCUCCUCCUAGGGAGUCGCACACAGGCAUUUCGUUUGCCAGUAAGGGAUCUGGAAAUUUAAAUCUCUUAAUUUAUGGAGGAAUGAGUGGAUGCCGCUUGGGAGAUUUGUGGUUAUUAGAUACAGACACAAUGACAUGGUCAAAACCAAGAACUUUUGGGCAGGCGCCGUUACCACGCUCAUUACACAGUUCUACAAUGAUUGCAAACAAAAUGUAUGUGUUUGGUGGAUGGGUUCCAUUGGUAAUAAAUGAUUCAAAGUCGACAACAGAGCGUGAAUGGAAAUGCACAAACACUCUUGCAGUACUUGACUUGGAUACAAUGACUUGGGACAAUGUCACAUUAGACACUGUAGAAGAAAAUGUGCCGCGGGCUCGUGCUGGCCACUGUGCAGUUGGUAUUCAAAGUCGUCUGUAUGUUUGGUCAGGGCGGGAUGGUUAUCGCAAAGCAUGGAACAACCAGGUUAGGGUUUGUUGUAAGGACCUAUGGUAUUUGGAGGUCUCUAAGCCACUGUAUGCAGUUAAAGUUGCUCUAGUUCGUGCUUCUACUCAUGCACUUGAGCUCUCAUGGACUGCAACCACUUUUGCAGCUGCAUACGUUUUGCAGAUCCAGAAAAUCGAUCAGCCACCAACUGCAAUUUCGAAACCGUUAAACCAGAACAGUCUGCAUCAAGGCACAGCAGCCCCUGCUGAAACUUCUGCCACUGUGACGGAAAAUUGUUCUGAAAGUGCCUUGACUUUUGGAGUCGAAGCAACUUCUACAGCGUUAAAGUUGGAAAAAAAUACGACGCAAGCGAGUGGUCCGCCCGAAACCAACAUUCAACCAUCUGUUAAUGACUUGUUACAAUCAAUUUCUCCUCCUUCAUCGCCAAUAUCACGAGUCCAUAAAAAAACAAGUGCCUCAGUGGGCGGAAGUUCACUUUCCAUAUCAGCCACUUCAGCGCAUCCCCAAAAAUCUGUAAUCAGUAGUACUGCCGUAGUUGCCGGUAACAACACCACAACCAAUAGUAGCGCUGUUUCUAACAUAUUACAAAAGUUUCGACCAGCUCUUUCGAGCGUAAGAUCAUCUACUACAACAACGAUAGCUGGCGGUUUCAGUGUAGCUGACCCUCUGGCUAUGCGAGUACCAAGUACGAUGGCGAACGUCGUCCUUAGCUCCGUAGCCUCAAGUAGUGCAUUGCGUAUUGUCCCUAGCGUAACUGCUUCCCAAGCAGUACGCCUAGCUUCCGCUCAUCAGAGCAGCAACAGCGGAAGCGGCAGUGUAGUCAAUAUAUUAAAAACCGUGCCAAGUGCGGCUGCACAAUCUCAGCCUACCGCACAAGCCACCACGUCCAUUGGUACAAAGCAAUACUUCAUUCAAAAGCCGCUUACACUUGCUCCGAAUGUUCAGCUGCAAUUUGUGAAGACCAGCAGUGGUGGAAUGACUGUUCAAACGCUGCCCAAAGUUAGCUUUAACGCACCAAAGGGAAAUACCUCUCAUGGUAUUUCAAUUACAAACCCACAGUCCGCAUCUGGUACUAAUCAAAUUCAGGGAUCGACAUUGCCUGGAAAUCAACUCCAGAAACCUAUUGUAUCUGGCAACGUUCUGAAAUUGGUAUCGCCACAUACAAUGGCUAGUGGUAAACUGAUUAUGAAGAAUUCAAACAUUUUACAAAUGGGCAAGGUCACCCCGAAUGUAAUGGGAGGAAAACCAGCUUUUGUCAUAACAAAUAAACAGGGAGCGCAAUUAGGUAACCAGCAGAUCAUAAUUGUAACGACUGGUGGCAGUAUGCGAAACGUUCCAGCCAACACGAUUAUGACUAGUGCUGGCGGUCCUACAUCAGGGACAAAUAUUGUUAGUAUAGUUAGCUCAACGUCGACAACGGCCACUCCGUUGCAGGCAAUAGGAGGGCAAAGAACUGUAAUAUCCAACCAAAGUGGGGUAAAGAUGGUGCGAAAUAUAUCAACAGUGCAAGCAUCGACUUCAGUAGCUGUUGGGCAGAAACCAAGCGGCACUCCCAUUCAUCAAAAAACUGCCCUGUUUAUUGGAGGUAAAGCGGUUACUGUUAUGAGCACUAAUGCAAGUAUGGCUACUUCUGGAAGCAUAUCAAAUAAAGUAAUGGUUCUCCCAGGAACAAGCUCAACUAACACUCCUGCUUCUUCUGCUGCUCUAAGUAACAGAAAAAGUUUUGUUUUUAAUGCCGGAGGUAGUCAUCGUGCUGUCACCUUAGCAACUAAAAGCGUGAAUGCAAAGCUUACACCACCAGCACAAUCACUAAAAGAUAGCGUAUCGGAAACUUAUAUCCCAGUCACUACUAUAAAAGACACCGAUCCAAUGGAUGAUAUUAUCGAGCAGUUGGAUGGAGCCGGAGAUCUCCGAAAACUUUCUGGAAGUGAAGCUCAACACGGAUCGGGAGAGGAAGAAAAUAUUAAUGACAACGCCACGUCAUCAUCAGUCUCUGCGUCAAUAUCUACUGGGGGUGACAUGACAGGACUAUCGGGAACUCAAAAUACUAUAACUGGGGAACAAUCUGUUGAUAUUGUUGAAGAUGUUUCCGGCGUGAGCAGCACAACGGGUGUAAGGGACACGGAAAACACAGGGUGUAAAACAAUAGAAACAUCCAGCAUAUCCAAAAAGCAAAUUGAUAAGAUGGAGUCUAUGGUUAAGUCAAUACCAAUUCCCGAUGAUCGCCAACAGCCUACAACUUCGGAGACUGAAGCUGCCACCAUAUUGACCACAAUAAAAUCUGCUGAGGUAUUAGUGAUGGGAAAUACGAAAACAAACAAGGACUCUUUCGAUACAACUGAUGAAAUUUGUAGUGAAGAUGAGAAGUUUAAGCAAGGAACAGGAUCCGUGAAGCUAGCGCCCAAGAAUCCACACCAAUAUCAAAAUGUCGAUGGUUCACACUUAGAGGCUCUGGCUUCAGCUGCAGUCUUGCAAGCUGCGACGGCAGACGCCACAACAGUCGCAAACUCUGGCCUAGCAAUGAAAGAGUUGAUAGAACGAUCUGGGUUUGAAACACAUACCAAAAUUAACAACGUUACUGAGAAUCAAUCCAAUAUUCAAUCCAACUCAGUGGUUGUCGCUGUACCAAACACGCCGCAAAAUGAGAACCAAAAAUGGCAUACAGUGGGCGUUUUUAAGGAUCUCUCACAUACGGUCACUAGCUAUAUUGAUUCGAAUUGCAUAAGUGAUUCCCUUCUUGACGGUAUCGAUGUGGAUAAUCUUCCAGAUUUCUCCAAAUUUCCACGCACGAAUUUGGAUCCUGGAACGGCUUAUCGCUUUCGUCUCAGUGCCAUCAACACAUGUGGUAGAGGAGAGUGGGGAGAGAUAUCAAGUUUUAAAACUUGUUUACCAGGCUUUCCGGGUGCCCCGUCGGCCAUUAAGAUUUCGAAGGAUGUUAAGGAGGGCGCCCACUUAACAUGGGAACCACCGCCAGCUCAAAAAACUAAGGAGAUAAUUGAAUAUUCAGUAUACCUCGCAGUAAAACCUACUGCCAAGGAUAAGGCAUUGUCCACUCCUCAGUUGGCUUUUGUUCGGGUGUAUGUCGGUGGCGCAAAUCAAUGCACGGUGCCUAACGCUUCACUGUCCAACGCACAUGUAGAUUGCUCAAACAAACCAGCAAUUAUUUUUCGGAUUGCUGCUCGAAAUCAAAAGGGCUAUGGACCAGCUACUCAAGUUAGAUGGCUGCAGGAUCCCGCAACCGCGAAACUGCAAGCACCCUCAAGUACACCAAAUCUAAAACGAGUACAGGAGAAAACAACUGUUGGAGCCAGCAGCGCAGCCAAUUCCUUUUGUUCGCCAAACAAGCGUGGACGCAACGGAUUGCAUGAAUAACCGACCGAUUAAGUAUAGAUUUAGAUUUAUAUAGAAGUAUAGCAAUAAUGGGAUAAUGUAAGCUCGAUAAUAAUAUUUAAAUAAUUACAGCUUCCCAGUAAUGAAAAAUAGAUAGUUGGGCUCUAUGCUGUAUUCAAAGAGAUUUACAACGAUACUUGAUUAUUGAUUGCAAUUAAUUAAGUGUUCUAAGAGUUGACAAGAAAUUAUGCAUGUACAUUAGGGCUGUUUGGCUAUAACUAUAACAUUGAAAUAUAAUUAUUUAUUGACAAUUUUACAUGAAACUUAAAAGAUAAAAAAGCGACUUAAAUACGUUUAAUGAAGAAUUUGUCCUCCGGAAAACAAUAAAUAUAUUAUGAAACAUCA
Messenger RNA from Drosophila biarmipes, 5504 nucleotides. It is a transcript of the gene Hcf, whose product is annotated as host cell factor. Gene Ontology annotation, cellular component: histone methyltransferase complex. The record is from RefSeq and is a predicted model, not a curated record. Gene Ontology annotation, molecular function: transcription coactivator activity; protein binding. Bases 612 to 5141 code for a protein of 1509 amino acids. NCBI's taxonomy places the organism in Eukaryota, Metazoa, Arthropoda, Insecta, Diptera, Drosophilidae. The transcript has 13 exons. Gene Ontology annotation, biological process: regulation of DNA-templated transcription; chromatin remodeling.